This is a messenger RNA of Bombyx mori (domestic silkworm), 800 nucleotides long. RefSeq lists its product as uncharacterized. The transcript is spliced from 6 exons. Lineage: Eukaryota; Metazoa; Arthropoda; Insecta; Lepidoptera; Bombycidae. Gene Ontology annotation, cellular component: extracellular matrix. The record is from RefSeq and is a predicted model, not a curated record. The coding region runs from base 39 to 800 and encodes 253 amino acids.
UAUUUUAUAGUUAUCGACGUUUUCGUUCCGUGCUCGAUAUGAAUAUGAAGUUGAACAAUAUGAAGUUUGUGUGUUUUAAGGUCCUGUAUUUGUUCAGUACUUUAUUACCUUCAAAAUGUUCUGCGGUGCCGAUGUCACAACACGCAACAUCAUCUCAGAGCAUCGUAUUUAAUCCAGCGCAAAUCACAUCCACAGCUGCUUCGCCAAAAAUUACAGAAGAAAAUGAUCCGCAGAAUGCUAAAUAUGAAUACAAAUAUGAGGUAUCUGAUCUUCGAACUGGGGACAGGAAGACACAUUGGGAGAGCAGACACGGCGAUGUAGUGCGUGGUGUCUACACGCUGUAUGAACCUGAUGGUGCUUUGCGUACUGUUGAGUACACAGCCGAUGCGUUACAUGGAUUUAAUGCCGUAGUGAGGAGAAAUGUACCGUCACCGCAUCAAUAUCCACGAACCAAGCCGUCUUUACACAGUUUUACUAAAGCUCAGGAUGACGGGAAGGCUUUCAAGACCGAUGAACCAAACGACUUUUCACAUAAUCCUGCCCAAGUGAUGAUGAUCAUGGUGGUGUUCAUGAUGCCCAUCAUGAUGACUAUGAUGCUCAUGGUGUCCAUGAUCGUGAUGGUCAUGAUGAUCGUGAUGGUCAUGAUGUACGUGAUGGUCAUGAUGAUCGUGAUGCUCAUGGUGAUCGUGAUGGUUAUGAUGAUCGUGAUGAUGAUGGUGAUCAUGGUGUGGGAUGAUAUGGUGGUGGGCAAAUCUGUUAUGUACGACAGCGUUGAAACUGAAAAGAAAAAUAUUAGAUGA